AUGUCAGCAACCAUCCGGUCGUCCAUCGUUGAUCUCGACAAGCUAAUCCCCAGACCCGAGGAUAUCGAUCGCGAAGAUAAGGAUGUAGAACAAUUAACUCCCUGGAUUUUCCGACAAACCGAUAUCGCAAAAGGAAACUGUACGCGUGAUUGGCCGCAACAAGAUGAUUCAUUUCGCAGACUCUUUGACCUGCUUGAUUCCCAAUACGUCCACAUAGAUUACCUUGAUGCCAGAAACGCAGGCAUUGCAAGUGCCUUGAAGACAAAUGAGACAAUUACUUUACCUAGAAAAAACUGGAGAGUAUCUGACAGAGAAUAUCAUCAAACAUUUCUUCUGGCGCAGGCUAUGAUGCUGAAUGAGCUGAUGAAGGAUGUUUAUCGCAAUCUUGAUGGUAUCGAAGAUCAAGGGCUCGAGGUCAACUUUACUGCCUCGAAUUUUAAGAUGCUAUAUGUGAUCGGCCGUAAACAAUAUGCUACUAAGCCUGAGGGUGCGGUUACUGUUGGACCGAAAGAUGAGAACUUGCCAAUUAUCUCGUAUACCGGGUGGUAUGCGAGACAAACCUGGAACGAGUUCCUAGGAGAGACCCUCAGCGUAAUGCUGGGGCAACUUGCUCAAAACAUGACCGUUCGAACAGGCAAACCAGGUGUUCAAGACCAAGAGGUCUUCGUGGUGGGAUUUCACGGGCCGCAUGUUCAUAUUGCUCGGGCAUUCUUCGCUGCUGAUUUAGUUGCGAGAGUACACCCAAGAGGAUGUUCCAAUGACGAAGACCUUGAGCUGAAAUUCACGCGGGACUAUGACCUCUCUCUGAAGAAAGAUUGGCUCGAAGCUACACGUGCCUUGGCGAGGCUGUUUCGAUAUCUUCUCAGUGGACGUGCAAAAGUUGCUUCGGUACAGGGCUACUUGAACGGUUCAGCUAAUACAGCAGGGGAAAGUAUGUAG
This is a messenger RNA of Aspergillus pseudonomiae, 939 nucleotides long. RefSeq lists its product as uncharacterized. The transcript is spliced from 4 exons. The record is from RefSeq and is a predicted model, not a curated record. NCBI's taxonomy places the organism in Eukaryota, Fungi, Ascomycota, Eurotiomycetes, Eurotiales, Aspergillaceae. Bases 1 to 939 code for a protein of 312 amino acids.